Molecule: messenger RNA, 1172 nt
Organism: Jatropha curcas
Lineage: Eukaryota; Viridiplantae; Streptophyta; Magnoliopsida; Malpighiales; Euphorbiaceae
Gene: SAG29
Product: senescence-associated gene 29
Biological process (GO): carbohydrate transport
Cellular component (GO): membrane
Molecular function (GO): sugar transmembrane transporter activity
Source: RefSeq, a predicted model, not a curated record
GCCCUGCUUCUUCUGUUUUGUCCAUAGUUUCAGAGAGAGCUAGAAAGACAGAGAAAGAAAGAGAGAGAGAGAGAGAGAGAGAGAGAGAGCCUUGUGCUUUGUUAUUCGGAGAUUAUUAAUAAUGGCAGUACUUAGCACUCACCAACCAUUAGCAUUUGCAUUUGGCCUCCUUGGCAACAUUAUCUCAGUGUUGGUGUACCUGGCUCCAGUGCCAACAUUUUUAAGAAUUUACAGAAAGAAAUCAACUGAAGGUUUCCAUUCACUUCCAUACCUUGUCGCACUCUUCAGUUCUAUGCUUUGGCUCCAUUAUGCAAUGCUCAAAAAAGACGUUUUCCUUCUUGUCACCAUCAACGUAUUUGGAUGUGCAAUUGAGACCAUUUACAUUUUCCUGUAUAUGUUUUACGCUUCCAAAGAAAUUCGGGUCUCAACUUUCAGACUUCUUGUGUCCAUGAACAUAGCUUUGUUCUCCUCCAUUGUCCUCUUCACUCAUUUUCUAAUGAAGGGUUCGAUCCGAGUUCAGGUUCUUGGUUGGAUUUGUGUUGCUGUUUCUGUCAGUGUUUUUGCAUCUCCUUUAAGCAUUGUGGCUCAAGUUGUCAGAACUAGAAGCGUCGAGUUCAUGCCAUUCACUCUGUCGUUUUUCCUUACACUGAGUGCUGUUAUGUGGUUUGCUUAUGGUUUUACUACAAAGAACAUGUGUGUCGCUCUCCCAAACAUCUUAGGAUUCAUCUUGGGGCUACUUCAGAUGCUGUUAUAUGCAAUCUACAGGAAAGCAAAGGUGGUGGUUAUAGAGGAAAAGUUACCAGAAAAAAAUUUGAAGAGCAUUGUCAUACUAAGCACAUUAGGCAAUUCUGAGGUUUAUCCUGUGGAUGUUCGACCCGAAUCCGAACCCGAUGAGAAUAAAGUUGCAAAAGAACAAGAACAAAUAGAGGAAGGAAGCAAGAAGAGUAAUGAGAGAAGCUUGGAAACAUCAAAUGAUCUUAAUCCAAAUGAAAUUGCAGUUUAAUAUGUUCUCAUGUAUUAAUUAUAAAUGGCUGAAUAAUUAAUGUUUGUAUACUCUCUUUUUUUUCCCUUUUUGUGUAUUAUUACCUCCCUUGGUUGAUGAGGGAGGUAUGUGUUAUAUGUAAGCAUAAAACAAGAGAAAUACUAAAAAAUAGGUUUUUUUUUUUUUUUCA